Molecule: messenger RNA, 1902 nt
Organism: Sabethes cyaneus
Lineage: Eukaryota; Metazoa; Arthropoda; Insecta; Diptera; Culicidae
Product: feline leukemia virus subgroup C receptor-related protein 2
Exons: 9
Coding region: 1-1422 (473 amino acids)
Biological process (GO): heme export; transmembrane transport
Cellular component (GO): membrane
Molecular function (GO): heme transmembrane transporter activity; heme binding
Source: RefSeq, a predicted model, not a curated record
AUGGACCUGAAACAUUCGAACGUACCGGAAGUGACAGUUGUGGCGGAUGCCUACAUGCCAGGCAGCAAAUCCUCCGAUCUGAUAAAACCGUCCACCAAUGGAUCGAGCGCUACGCUCGACAAACCCGCGCUGGCCCCAGGCGAAUUCAAGGUCUACAAGCGACGAUGGCUGGUGCUGGCAAUCUUCGUGAUGUACUCCGCCUCCAAUGCACUCCAGUGGAUUCAAUACAGUAUUAUAGCAAAUAUAGUUCAGAGAUACUAUGACAUUACCAGCACGUGGGUCGACUGGACGUCGAUGAUAUUCAUGAUUCUCUACAUUCCACUCAUUUUUCCCGCUAGUUGGAUCCUGGAUAAACUGGGCCUCCGAAUUGCCGCGAUCAGUGGCGUCCUUGGAACUUGCCUGGGUGCCUGGAUAAAAUGCUUUUCCGUUCGGCCCGACUUGUUUUGGGUGGGCUUCAUAGGCCAAUCAAUUGUGGCCGCCUCGCAAGUGUUCAUCCUCUCGCUCCCGGCCAAGGUAGCUGCGGUGUGGUUUGGCCCGGACCAGGUCUCUUCUGCGUGCAGCAUUGGUGUGUUUGGAAAUCAGCUUGGUAUUGCGAUCGGCUUUCUGGUGCCUCCGAUGUUGGUUGAAAAUCACGAUGACAUCGAUCUGAUUGGUUCCGAUCUGAGGCUGAUGUUCUACAUCGUGGCUGGUUUUACAAGUGUACUUGUAAUUUUGGUGCUAGUAUUUUUCAAAGCGGCCCCUCCGACGCCUCCUUCGGCGGCGCAGGAAGCAACCAAGACACCAAAUCCGCUGCAAUCAUCGCCAUUCCUGCAUUCCAUCAAGCGCCUGAUGCUGAACCGAAACUACGUCCUGCUGCUGGUGUCGUACGGCAUGAACGUCGGUGUAUUUUAUGCCAUCUCAACCCUUCUCAAUCAGAUCGUGCUAACUCACUACCCCGGCCAUGAAGUGGAUGCCGGCCGCAUUGGAGUCUGCAUCGUGUUUGCCGGAAUGCUGGGAUCCGUGGCUUGUGGCAUUGUGCUCGAUAAGACCCAUCGAUUCAAGGAAACAACGCUGGCCGUUUAUAUAUUCACCAUGAUUGGAAUGUGGAUAUAUACGUUUACCCUGUCGGUUGGGCACAUCGCCGUAGUUUACGUCACUUCGUCCCUGCUCGGGUUCUUCAUGACCGGCUAUCUUCCGGUUGGGUUCGAAUUUGCGGCGGAGCUUACCUACCCGGAACCGGAGGGCACCUCGACCGGGCUGCUGAAUGCGGCCGCACAGGUGUUCGGCAUCGCGUUCACCAUGGCGUACUCGGAGAUCCUCAACACCAGCGGCGACAUUGUGGCGAACGUCACGAUGGCUGUGAUGCUUUUUGUCGGUUCGGUCGUGACGGCCAUCAUACGGUCGGACCUGCGCCGUCAGGCGGCCCAAAAUCCGAACGCUUAAAUCCCAGUGGCACGUGUAUCAAUGAUCAAUGGCGGAUUGGAGUUCCGAUUUGGUCCAGCAUAAAGUGCUGGUCGUUUUAGAAUUGAAAAUUUAUACCAGGUAAAAUGUCGAUACCUAGAUGUGUUAUUUAUGCUAACUUGUAAUGAUUGUUGUUAAUGGCAUAGAGAAAUUUAAAUCGCAUACUCGUUAUUUUUUCGAGCAAAAAAGGAAGCAAAAGACAAAUUUAAUUAAUGGCAAGCAAACAGACUGGUAACAUUUAUGCGAUUCACUUCGGCAGGACCACUGAAUGGAGCAAAGGAAUAAUUAUACCUUACAAUAACGAUUGCAGGCAUUCCGGACUGACACGCCUGUCUGUGCCAGUAUUCCACGCAGCGAAACAAAGGCAACGUAAAGUCAUUAACAUUCAACUCGACAGGAGGCUGUUCUAUCAAGACAGGGAGAAUAUUCUUCAGUGUAAAGUGGGAAUGUUGUUUUCGAGCU